Molecule: messenger RNA, 6739 nt
Organism: Phasianus colchicus (ring-necked pheasant)
Lineage: Eukaryota; Metazoa; Chordata; Aves; Galliformes; Phasianidae
Gene: DAGLA
Product: diacylglycerol lipase alpha
Biological process (GO): retrograde trans-synaptic signaling by endocannabinoid; diacylglycerol catabolic process; arachidonate metabolic process
Cellular component (GO): postsynaptic membrane; dendrite membrane; cytoplasm
Molecular function (GO): lipoprotein lipase activity
Source: RefSeq, a predicted model, not a curated record
UGACGCAGUGGGCGGCCCGGCACGGGCGGAGGCGGUGUUAGAGAAUCGGGGGGCCGCGAGGCCCCCGGCAUGGAGGCGGCGGCGGCGGCUCCGGGCCUGCGGCGGGGGAGGCGGCGCGGAGGGACCGGCGUCUGGAGAAGUUCCCCGGCACCGCGAGCGCUCCCGUGCCAUGCGUCUGCCACAGCGGGCGAGCGGCCCCGUCUGUAGUUAAGGUCAGAGAUGUGCCUGCUUCCCAUAGAUAACGCCGAGGUGUUGUAGCCGGGGCGUUGCCGGGAUUACGGAACCCGUGCUGGGAGCGUUGUGGGGAUUGCCGCCUGCCUGCCUGCGUGCUUGGGACGUGGGGAGCGUGGAGCUGGCGGCUGCUGGCUCUGCGGGUCCCUGGUGCAAACAGAGCCGGUUCCGAGUGGGAAGGUAGACCGUAAGCUGGUGUAAGUGUCACGCGUCGGAAGCCAAUCCUUGAUGGUUUGUUGGAAGAAACCGGUUCUGUGUGAAAGCGCAACCUCCGCCAAGUGAAGUUACUACAGUAUUUUGCACCUCAGUACAAGUUUCAAAGAAAGGAGUGUGGAAAACUGAGCUGCCUGAUAGCUCCCUGCAGCUAAACAGAGGAAAGAGACUGAAGAGAAGCAAGCAUGUUCUCCUGAGAUCACCACAAUUUGGCAGUCCGAUGCCAGAAGCCCAGGUAUUUGACUGGAGGAAGGAACAUGAAGUACUGUGAGAAGAUACCUGGCAUCCAGCUGCAGUUGUCCUGUGAUCUGUUGGAGGUGAGCAUCGUGCCUGCUGACCUGUCUCAGACCCACUAGCCAUGCCAGGGAUUGUCGUGUUCCGCCGUCGCUGGUCUGUGGGCAGCGAUGACCUCGUUUUGCCAGCAGUCUUCCUCUUCCUCCUGCAUACCACCUGGUUUGUGAUCCUCUCCGUGGUGCUCUUUGGGCUGGUGUACAACCCCAAUGAGACCUGCUCGCUGAACCUGGUGGACCAUGGCAGAGGCUACCUAGGCAUCCUGCUCAGCUGUAUGAUCGCAGAGAUGGCAAUCAUCUGGCUCAGCAUGCGAGGCAGCAUCCUGUACACCGAGCCCCGAGACUCCAUGCAGUAUGUGCUCUAUGUCAGACUGGCUAUCUUGGUGAUUGAGUUUGUGUAUGCUAUUGUGGGCAUCAUUUGGCUAACGCAGUACUACACUUCCUGCAAUGAUAUCACCGCAAAGAGUGUCACUUUGGGAAUGGUGGUGUGCAACUGGGUUGUCAUCCUGAGUGUCUGCAUCACCGUCCUAUGCGUCUUCGACCCGACAGGCCGGACCUUUGUCAAACUGCGUGCCACAAAGCGGAGACAGCGCAACCUGAGGACCUACAACCUGCGACACCGCCUGGAAGAAGGGCAGGCCAGCAGCUGGACGCGCCGCCUCAAGGUUUUUCUUUGCUGCACACGGACAAAGGACUCUCAGUCGGAUGCCUACUCUGAAAUCGCCUACCUUUUCGCUGAGUUCUUCCGAGACCUUGACAUUGUCCCAUCUGACAUCAUUGCAGGCCUGGUUCUUCUGCGCCAGCGGCAGCGGGCAAAGCGCAGUGCCGUGCUGGAUGAGGCAAACAAUGACAUUUUAGCUUUUCUGUCUGGGAUGCCAGUGACCAGGAACACAAAGUAUCUGGAUCUGAAAAAUGCGCAAGAGAUGCAGCGAUACAAAGAGGUGUGUUACUACAUGCUGUUUGCCCUGGCUGCCUAUGGCUGGCCCAUAUACCUGAUGAGGAAGCCCACAUGUGGACUCUGUCACCUGGCCAGAUCCUGCUCGUGUUGCUGUCUCUGUCCUUCACGUCCUCGCUAUGCACCCAGUGUCACCAUUGAAGAGGAUAAUUGCUGUGGCUGCAAUGCCAUUGCCAUCCGGCGCCACUUCUUGGAUGAGAACAUGACCUCGGUGGACAUUGUUUACACUUCUUGCCACGAUGCGGUUUAUGAAACUCCUUUUUACGUGGCUGUGGACCACGAGAAGAAGAAGGUGGUCAUUAGUAUCCGAGGAACUCUGUCUCCAAAAGAUGCCCUGACUGACCUGACUGGGGAUGCAGAGCGCCUUCCAGUUGAGGGUCACCAUGGAACGUGGCUGGGACAUAAGGGAAUGGUGCUAUCUGCUGAGUACAUCAAGAAGAAACUGGAGCAAGAGAUGGUGCUUUCUCAAGCCUUUGGACGAGACUUGGGGAGAGGAACAAAACACUAUGGCCUGAUUGUGGUUGGCCAUUCCCUAGGGGCUGGCACAGCUGCCAUCCUGUCCUUCCUCUUGCGUCCACAGUACCCAUCACUGAAGUGCUUUGCUUAUUCUCCCCCAGGUGGGCUGCUGAGUGAGGAUGCCAUGGAAUAUUCAAAAGAGUUUGUGACUGCAGUCGUGCUUGGCAAAGAUCUAGUGCCCAGAAUUGGUCUCUCUCAGCUGGAGGGAUUUCGCAGGCAGCUUCUGGAUGUUCUUCAGAGAAGUAACAAACCAAAGUGGCGGAUCAUUGUGGGUGCUACCAAGUGCAUACCCAAGUCAGAGCUUCCUGAAGAGACAGAAGAGAACUCAGUAACGAGCAACCGCCUCUGGACCCACCCCAGUGAUCUGACCAUUGCCCUGUCUGCCAGCACACCACUCUACCCACCUGGCCGCAUCAUCCAUGUGGUGCACAAUCAUCCUGCAGAGCAAUGCUGUUGCUGUGAGCAAGAGGAUCCCACUUACUUUGCUAUCUGGGGUGACAAUAAGGCAUUUAAUGAAGUGAUCAUCUCACCAGCAAUGUUGCACGAACACCUCCCAUAUGUGGUCAUGGAAGGGCUCAACAAGGUCUUAGAGAAUUACAAUAAGGGGAAAACAGCCUUACUUUCUGCAGCAAAAGUGAUGGUGAGCCCUACAGAAGUGGAUCUCACUCCAGAGUUGAUCUUCCAGAGUCAGCCCUUGCCUAGUGGACCCUCUGUGCAGAUUGGAACUGGAGCCCUAACAGUGGACAGGAGGAGCAGCAGUACAAAGAGCAAGUCCCAUUCUGAAAUCAGCUUGGAGGGGUUUUAUGAGACAAAGCCACUUUCUCCUGUGCAGAAAGACCCCGUAGAGCUUCUUCUCCUGGACACAAAGGAACGUCUGUCUGUGGAGCUGCAGGACCGCCGUGCCCCUCUCGCCACCAUGGAGAGCCUCUCUGACAACGAAUCCAUCUACAGCUUCGAUUCGAGGCGCUCCUCUGGUUUCCGGAGCAUCCGAGGCUCCCCCAGCCUCCACGCUGUCAUGGAGAAGGAUGAGAUGCACUGCUUUUAUAUAGACCCCGCUAUCCCUGAGGAGAACCCCUCCCUCAGCUCUCGGACAGAGCUGCUGGCUGCUGAUAGCCUCUCCAAGCACUCCCAGGAGACUCAGGCUCCCGACAACGCGCUCAACAGCGGUGGCACCACCCCUCAGCGGCGCUGCAGUGAGGAGGGGGCCAGCAGUGAGGGGGACCGUGUUUCCUUAGCCCCUCGUGAGGAGCUGUCCCUCCAGAAUGGACGGCUCACCGAUGUUCCCAGUCCGCAGGUGCUGGAAUUUGCUGAGUUCAUAGACAGCCUCUUUAAUUUGGAUAGCAAAAGCAGCUCUUUCCAGGACAUCUACUGCAUGAUGGUAUCAGAUAGCUCCAGUGACUUUGCGGAGAUGCCCAAGUCUGUUAGUGAUCAGGAGAUCCUGUUGAGAGCACAGUAUGAACCCAACUUAGUCCCAAAGCCCCCGAGGUUGUUUGCAGGCUCAACAGAUCCUUCGUCGGGCAUCUCUGUCUCACCUUCCUUCCCCCUUAGUUCAUCUGGAGAGCUCAUGGACAUCACUCCCACAGGCGUGAGCAGCCAGGAAUGCCUGGCCACUGACAAAAUCCGGACUUCCACCCCCACUGGGCAUGUAACCAGCCCUGCCAAGCAGGAGGACCUCAUGAUUUCGGCCCUCUAGUGCAGGGUAAAGGGGUGCGGCUCUGAGAGCUGAUCCCAUAGGCUGAGUGCUGGGAUAAUACUCGGAGAGGAGGUGGUCGUCAGGCAGUUGGAAUUGGUGGAGACAGCUGGAAACAUUCCUUCUGGGGUGACACGGUGGUGGCACGCCGUCUGGAGGAUGGAUUGUGCUCGAGUACCAUGCUUACUGCUGGGAGAAGAAGCAUUGCCUCACAAGGCCUGCUACACUAAGAGGGUCUGAGUCACUAAAGGUAGAUGCAAGUUCCCUACCUCAGCCUGUCUCAUUCCAUGUAAGAGGCAGAUUCCUUGCCCCAGGGCACCUGCUGAGUUUGGGAGUGAGAUGCCCUGCUACAGGGAAUGCUCAAGGGCAAAGGGGUAGAAGUUUGAGAGUUGGAUAGACAGAAGCAAGGGGGGCAGGCCAGAUUUUCCCCCCCCUCCCUCCCCUCCCUUGGUACCAUUUCAGUGGUUUUGGAAAUGAACGGAUUGAGACUUUGGGCCCUGUUGCACUACCAUGUCAGAUCUGGCCCAAGAUCCAAUUCGUCACACUUCCAUGGGGAUUGCUUUCCUGGGACACUCUCCUCUUUUAAAGCCAUUGGGGCUGUAUUUUCCCCAAAUGCAGUCUCCCCUUCCCUGGCCAGGUGCAGCAAGAAUUGGGCUGGCACUGUGUUAUCUCUCCCCUGAGUACUUCUGUGUUCAAUGACCGCCAGGCUGCUCCUGAGAGGAACGGAAACUGCUCUGAAAAGCCCAAAGCCCUCUGCCAUGUCUCUCCUUCACCAGAAAAAGUUCUCCUGGACAUCACCGUCAUCACUCGGUGGCCUGGACUGCUCUGAGCUGGCGAUGCUUCUGCAGGACUGACAGCAUUCUCAUCUCAGAGCUGCAUGGAUGGAUCAACUCAAAGAUUCAAAUGGCUCGUCUACACCCAGCGUUGCUUCCUAGGCACUCUAGAAUCCCUUCCUGGACCCUGCCAGGUCCUCACGCUACCCUUAUGCAGUCAUCACAGAUCAGUGCCAGCCACUGUCAUUGGGAGUUCAGGGAAAAGAUGAACUUUUACUAAGUAUUGGAAUCUCUUGUAUGUUUACAAAGCUGCUGAGCUUUUGGAAGGUAUUUAUUAAGCAAACGGGGAGGCUCUCUCUAGGCAAAAAGUAUAUUCAUUCUCUGCUCCCUGCGCCAUUCCCUCUGGAGGCUGAGGGGAGAGAGGGUAAACAGGUAUGCUCACAAGUCUCCUGCUUUAGAAGCAGGGUGGGAUGAUGGGAGACCGUUUGGCUCUGAGUCUGGGGGGAGCUGUGUCUCUUACCCAUUCUCCCUGAUGCGCAAUGUGUUACAAAGCUCAACCAAGUCAUUAGUGAAAGUACCUAAGCACUGCUGUGCAGAGCCUCAAUGCCCAGAGGAGCCUGCUGGAGCUUAUCCAAGUAGGGUAUCUCCCUGGUUUGAAGCAGGAAAGAAAUUACCAAUCUAGAAAGUUAAACAUACUGUGACCUUGUGCAAUCCUUUAACUGACAGAACAUUUUCAGCGGAGUUACCAAUGCAGUCUCAUUGGAGCUCUGUCCUCCCUCACUUGAAAAGAAAUUCCUCUUUUAACUUCCUUCUAACACUAGGGAUGUGACUUCCCCCUCCUUAGCUGUGGUAUUACCAAUGUAGGAAGAUGCUGUGCUUCCCAGGAGCUUGGUUUGCAACGGUUCCUGGGCUCCCGUGUUCUCUUAGGCUCUGGCUGUGCUCACCAGCAGCCCUGGUCAUGGCUCAGGGCUGUGCUGCCCUGGAUGCAGCACAGAGAGCACAGUGGUAUCAAAUAUUGUCACAUCAGAGCAGGAGCACCUUAUAGCUGCUGUGUGUUGAUGUAAGUAACUUCAGGUGCACAGAAAUGAACUGGACUUUGUCGGAGUGCUGGUCUCCUGCUCAAUUUCGUGUAGGAUACUGUAUCCCCCUGCUCUUUAAAAAUUACAGGGCCCUUAGAAAUGCAAGGCUUUUGUUCAAACAGGCAGUAAAAUGUUGUCCCCGUGCGUUAGAUCCCAGAGGGGACCUUUUCUAUACAGUCUUGAUUUGGAGGGAAGAACCCCCUCUGAAUUAGCUGUAAUCUGUAAAAGAUAAAAAAAAAAACCCCACUUUGUUCCAAGCAACAAGAAGUUGUUUGUUUUGUUAGUCCUUCAGAAUAGAGAAGUGUUCCCUUUUGCUGGGAGGUGAUGGUUCAGGAGCUGAUACAGACAGCUGUGUAAGUGCCAUCAGAUCAUCCACCAUUGCAGACCACAGGGGAAGGCUGACUUGCUGCAGGUAGUCAAGAAGCACUACAAGGGUGAUGUCCAGAAAUACGCACAUGGGUAGUUGUGAGGGAAAAGGGAGCUGAAACAUAGGGAGCCUGAGGCUAGCAGGCUAGCUCACCUCCUGAUGCAGACUGCUGCCAUGCACAUACAGUGGGGGAAAGGACUUUGCUUCUGUCUUUAGUUGUUGGCAGAAAGUGGGUAGUAAAAACACUUAGCACUUCGGCAGAGCUUUAUAUCUGCAAAGCACUUUACAAACAUGAAGGAAAGAAUCACCUCUGUCCCUGGCAGCGAGACUGGUUGGAACUACUGGUCCUAUCUGAGGGAUGGUGAGGAGAUGAUGCAAGCUGAGAAAGGUGGAUAACUUCCCUCUUAAAAACAAGUUGUUUCACUAGUGACCUGAUGCUGAAUGGCUCACAGUAUUGCACUAGGAAGUCACUUCUGACCUGGGUACCUCCCAUAUGUCCUGGAAAACAAUCAUGGUGUGACUGUUUCUUUCUCUGUGCCAUUGGAACUGUGUCCUUAGGGAAUGGGAUGACCUUGCCCUGACCAGCUGUAGCAGGAAACAGCCUGGCAUGCUGCAUUUUUUUUGC